Aspergillus eucalypticola CBS 122712 is the source of this 1019-nucleotide messenger RNA. Its product is annotated as DNA-directed RNA polymerase core subunit RPC19. The record is from RefSeq and is a predicted model, not a curated record. Gene Ontology annotation, cellular component: RNA polymerase III complex; RNA polymerase I complex. The transcript is spliced from 5 exons. Gene Ontology annotation, molecular function: DNA binding; DNA-directed RNA polymerase activity; protein dimerization activity. Gene Ontology annotation, biological process: DNA-templated transcription. NCBI's taxonomy places the organism in Eukaryota, Fungi, Ascomycota, Eurotiomycetes, Eurotiales, Aspergillaceae. Bases 290 to 703 code for a protein of 137 amino acids.
CAGCAGCAGCAGCAUACUUCAAAUAAUGGCAGGCGGUAAGGAUAUGCCCUCCUCCUCCGAAGGCGGUGAGAUAUCGAUAAACCGUUUUUCGCAUUUUUCUCCUCAUGAGUAAUUGAGCAUCUGGUGAUUUGCGAAACUUGACGCAUACGACUCAUUUGAUUUCCUAUUCGCAUUUACCUGUGAAUAUACUAUCCUCUGGACUCUGUUCCUCUAAGAUAUUCCGCAUUCGCGACUCGCGUGUCCCGCCACUAAGAUCAAUACCUCAAACCUCUCUACAAUUCCAUUCAUAAUGCCCGCCUCCGUCCACUCCGAAGAACAAGACCAGUCCAUGCUGGACGCCUCCGCGCCCCAGGAAGAGCAGACCGACGUCCUCGAGCUAGACGAGAAGCGUAUUGUUGUUUUGCCCGGCUCGUCCGACACCGCAGCUUCGUUCCAAUUCGAGGGAGAGGGUCACACUCUGGGUAAUGCGCUGCGAUAUGCGAUUAUGAAGAACCCCGAAGUCGAAUUCUGCGGUUACACUAUCCCCCAUCCUUCUGAGACGAAGAUGAAUCUUCGGAUUCAGACCUAUGAAACAACCACCGCCGUCGAAGCCCUCGAAAAAGGUCUCGACACUCUAAUGGACCUCUGUGAUGUCGUUACGGAUAAGUUCACGACUGCCCGGGAUGACUUUAAUGCUGCACAGGCGGAUCGCAUGGAGGCUUAGGCAUAUACCUCUUUUUUAUAUACAUAUUAUAGACUUCUGGGUGGUUUUUGGCUUGUGAUUUGUAUGUGUGUGUUGUGUUAUGUCUUGCUAUUUGAUGGGAUUGAUGGCGUUGUGUGUGUAGAAAAGUUAUACCUUUUCCUUCUUUUUUUAUCUACUUUACUUAUCUUUAUUCUUUGGGGGUGGUUAGGUGGGGUGUAUUGGUUGGUUGGUUGGGUAAGAUGCAUGGGUUUUGAGGGGGAUGGAUGGAGUGAGGGAUACCAUAGCAUCAUCUACUACAGUACUACUAUAUGCUCAUAUAUAUGUGGGUUGGUUAUGU